This is a messenger RNA of Funneliformis geosporum, 160 nucleotides long. The record is from the annotation of a GenBank genome assembly. Lineage: Eukaryota; Fungi; Glomeromycota; Glomeromycetes; Glomerales; Glomeraceae.
GAAAUUAUCAUUACGUCGAUAAUGAUAAUAAAACUUUAUUUAGGUUGUUUGAAGUUCCAAAAGAGAAGAUGGAUUUGGUUAAUAAUGCAGAUAGUGCAGUUCAAUCUUAUUGGACUCAUAUCCAUAAUGAUCAAAUUCAUGCUCCUCCAAAAUUUAAAGG